GCCUAACAGAAAAGUCGGUCCUUUGCAUAAGCAACAGCGUUGGCCUAGCUUAUGUCAGUCAGUCGCGCUAUUGGUUUGGUGCAGAUCGUGCGCGGAACAGUUGACAGUACUGCCGGUAGUACUCGUGGUUCGCGGUGCACUAGAUUAGAUGAUAGUUCGCUACGGUCAAGGAUGAGAGAAGAGUUUUAAUGUCGGGCACUAGUUCUUGUUUUUGAUUGAAUUCAAUUUGCAGAAAUUGGUUUGAGUGCGAGCGAAACAGCUAAGAAGCAAUGAAAGUCGCCCGGGUCAAUUGACUGGCCUCCACACUUGGGUCUAGAGAUAAGACACCCAAACCAUGAGAUGCUACCAAAAACCCUCCAGGUGUGUUGGAAUGGCGACGGCAAGAGGAACCGCCGACAUCGACUGAUGAAGCAUGGUCCUCCUCAUCAACCAUGCUCGCACUGAUUAAGAACGAUGGGUCGACGCAAAAAAAUCCUGAAACUCCUCCUGGGAGUCCUGAUAGGCUUCGUAGCGUCGAACUUCAACACAUUGACAACAUUCAGCGAGCCCCCUUGCGCCUCCAGCCAGAUAACCCCCUACCGGCUGAUCGAGGAGGAAGACGCGCGCGCCUCCAACAAGAACCUCAUCUUCGUGGGGGUAAUGACGGCGGCCAAGUACCUGGACACCCGCGCCAAGGCCGUCUACGACACCUGGGGGAGGGAAGUGCCCGGGAAGGUGAUGUUUUUCAGUUCGGAGUUUUCGUAUAGUGAACACGUUCCGCUGGUGCCGUUGGCAGGGGUUGACGACAGUUAUCCCCCGCAGAAGAAGUCGUUUUUGAUGCUGAAGUAUAUGUACGAGCACUAUAUUGAUCAGUACGAGUGGUUCGUGAGGGCUGAUGAUGAUGUCUAUGUACGCACGGAUAAACUAGAAGAGCUGCUGAGGUCGGUGGACAGCAGGAAGCCGUGGUUUAUAGAUGCAAGUAAUCCUGUACCAUAAUCAAAGCGGCGAGGCGGCCUUUUCCGGUGACCUGAAACAAAAAGAAGUCCACAGAGCCAUCACGCUGCAUCCUGUCAAGCAGCCGCACUCCAUGUACCGACUACACAAAUACCUCAAGGGAUUGAAGGUACAAAAACAUCUGCAGGAAAACCUUCUGCUCCAUCGCGACAUAGCAAUCUCGAUGAAGGAACUAGGCCAUCGAAUCAGCAGCUUAGAUAAAGCGCAAAUCGUUCCGGAUCUUCCACUCUUUCCUAUACGUCGAGGAUCUCCAGGUUAUCUUGGCGACACGAACACACUGGGUGUGCCGACAAGUUUGAACAGAUACACUCCGCAUAGGUUAGAAGACGUUUUGGAGUGGGAAAUGAUUUCGAAAAACUUGUACUCGCAUAGAGACCUCAAUCCUAGGAGAAGAAUCGGGUCUUCCUUGAAGGAAGGGUUAGGUGAUGUCGUGAGGGAGAUCAUGGAACUCGUCAAUUCAUAUUCGAAGCAAAGAGGGAGAGUAAUAGACUUCAAAGAUAUCCUGUAUGGAUAUUGGAGGGUGAAUCCCGUGUACGGGGUGGACCUUAUUCUGGAUCUUCUGUUAGUAUAUCGGAAGUACAGAGGGCACAAGAUGACUGUGCAAGUGAGAAGGCAUGCGUAUGUGCAACAAACAUUCUCAGGAAUCUUCAUCCGAGAAGUGGACUACCGCCCAAACACCACCCAAAGUCUAGUCAGCACGGAAUCUUUACCAGUCCACAAGCAAAUAGUAAACCAACUCUUCUCGAAAAUCACCGAGCAACUCCAGCCGAUCUUCAGUUACCACAACAGCUCCACCGAGACCUUGAUCAACUUCAUCCUCCCCCUGAGUGGCCGAUUCAACAUCUUCAAGAGGUUCAUGAACAUGUACGAACAAGUCUGCUUGACGGACCGAGAAAACACGAGGCUGUUCAUCGUUCUGUUCAAGAACGAAGACUCUCCCGAGGAUCAUCGCUUGAGCUCCGAACUAGUGAGGGGUCUGACGACAAGGUACCCCGAUAGCCCUAUCAGGGUCGUGCUCUCCAAUGAGACUUUCUCCAGAGGCAAAGCCUUGCAGCUAGGGGUCAACGAACUCAGCGAGGAGAGCCUAAUGCUGUUCAUCGACGUCGACAUGGUUUUUGACAAGCAGAGCCUGCAGAGGAUACGCAGGAACACGGUGUUGAACAAGCAGGUGUACUUUCCGAUAGUUUACAGCCUGUACAACCCCGGAUUGUUGAACAGGUCCUACCUAGGGGCCGAUUACUCGGAGUUUACCCCGGAUAUCAUCAACGAACAGUCCGGCUUCUGGAGGCAGUUUGGUUUCGGUAUAGUGAGUCUCUACAAGAGCGAUUACUUGUCGCUGGGGGGCUUCAACUUGAUGAUCUCAGGGUGGGGGUAUGAGGACGUGACGUUUUUCGAUAACGCCGUUAGAUCUAACCUCAAAAUCUUCAGGGUAGCGGACCCGGGAUUAAUUCACGUGUUUCAUUCGGUGAAGUGCGAUAGUCGGUUGGAUUUGAGCCAAAAAAGUAUGUGUUUGGGGACUAAGGCUAGCACUCUGGGGUCUGUUUCUAGGUUACAGGAUAUUUUUUUGAAAUACAAGGACUUGUUUAGGUAACAGAAACUCAAGCGGGGUGUGGAUUUGUUCGUCUGUGAUUUAGUGUUAUUUAUGUUUAGAGUUCGGAGAAGUGUGCAAGGGCUUUCGAAUGUUUCUAAAAGUUUUAGUUGAGUUCAAUAGGUAUGUUGUAAACAUUCGAAAACAUUUGCAUGAGCCGAAAGGAAAAGUAUACUCAUUUAGAUAAUUUUAUGUUGCCAUUAGUUAUAGUUUCUACAACUCAACAAAAUAUGUCAGUUUCAACAAGAAGUAAUAGAAAUAAUAAUAAUAGUGAGAAUUAUUGUCAACUUGUUACUACCAGAACUCAAGUUGUUAUUUAUAGUUUUAUAUGGAUGUUUAUAACAAUUUUUCUGGUAUCAUCACUAUAAUACCUGCAGAAGUUUUAAGCAAAGAUCGUGAAAUUUGUGAUCACAUCUUUCAAUUGCUCAAAAAUAAACAUUAACGAAAGACUAUGGAAAAAUGUCAUAUUCGCCUCGAUACUUACUUCAAAUUUUUUUAUAAUCAAUCUGUAUAUUAUUAAAAGCAACCAAACAUUUCUG
Leptinotarsa decemlineata (Colorado potato beetle) is the source of this 3120-nucleotide messenger RNA. It is a transcript of the gene Chsy, whose product is annotated as Chondroitin sulfate synthase. The record is from RefSeq and is a predicted model, not a curated record. Gene Ontology annotation, molecular function: glucuronosyl-N-acetylgalactosaminyl-proteoglycan 4-beta-N-acetylgalactosaminyltransferase activity. NCBI's taxonomy places the organism in Eukaryota, Metazoa, Arthropoda, Insecta, Coleoptera, Chrysomelidae. Gene Ontology annotation, cellular component: Golgi cisterna membrane.